Solanum tuberosum (potato) is the source of this 327-nucleotide messenger RNA. RefSeq lists its product as uncharacterized. The record is from RefSeq and is a predicted model, not a curated record. NCBI's taxonomy places the organism in Eukaryota, Viridiplantae, Streptophyta, Magnoliopsida, Solanales, Solanaceae. Bases 1 to 306 code for a protein of 101 amino acids. The transcript has 4 exons.
AUGGCUUUCUGUGUUGCUUACCAAAUUGGCAGGCAUGACAUUCAGUGGAAUUCAUAUCUAGAUCAGAUUCCUAACGGUAUUGAAGCUGGAUGGCAGGUUAGUCCAGAUUUGUAUGGAGAUAACAAUGCAAGACUUUUUACCUACUGGACUAGUGAUGCUUAUCAAGCCACGGGCUGCUACAACUUGCUAUGCUCAUGCGUUAUUCAAAUAAAUAAUGAAAUAGCAAUGGGGGCCACCAUUUCCCCUCUUUCUAGCUAUCAUGGUUCACAAUAUGAUAUAAGCAUUCUUGUCUGGAAGGUAUUUUAACAUAUUGGAUUCAUAAAUCUU